Arachis stenosperma is the source of this 414-nucleotide messenger RNA. RefSeq lists its product as uncharacterized. The transcript is spliced from 3 exons. Lineage: Eukaryota; Viridiplantae; Streptophyta; Magnoliopsida; Fabales; Fabaceae. The coding region runs from base 1 to 414 and encodes 137 amino acids. The record is from RefSeq and is a predicted model, not a curated record.
AUGGCCAACGAUUCAUUGCCACCACUUCCUCCCACUCGUGCUGAAUUAGUAGCUAUGAAUGCUACCCUCCAAGGAGAAGUGAGAAAGAUGUCCGAACUCCUUGCGGACCGAAUAGAUAAGGAGGAAGGUGACAGAAAGAAUGCGAGCAAGAAGAACCUUGAGGACGAACAUCAUUCUGAGACAAACACGGUGAUGGAGUCUCAAAGAUCUAUGUUAAUGACUCUGAUUUUCUUAGCACUAUCGAACAAGGUCAUGUUCUUUGGACUUAAAAAUGCAAAUGCUACAUAUCAAAGGCUUAUGGACAAGGUCUUCAAAGAACAAGUUGGUCGGAUUAUCGAAGUUUACAUUGAUAACAUGGUAGUAAAAGCAAGCUCGGUAGAAGAUCACCAAGCCGAUCUCCAUGAAGUUUUUUAG